AUGGACUUAACAGAACGCAGAAGGAGAGCCCUUGCCCAAAUUCAGCUUCAGCAGCUGCUCAGAGGAAGACUGGAUCUGUUCUUUGCUCCUGCAAAAGAGUGUUUUGCUGGGGUGUCCUGUGGCACUGGAGAAGCUCAGGUGAGGCACUGGCUGGGAGGAGGGCCCACAGCCACUGAGAGCCACAGAGGACAGAGCCACAAAGGAGAGCCUGGGGAGUCAGGACUACCAUCCUCUCAAAAAUGGUCAGAAAUGGGGAUUUGUGAGAAUGAACCACCAAGUGCUUUUCUGGAGAGGCUAGACUCUGAGUUGGAACUGUCUUGCCUGCAUUCCAUCCUGUCUACACUGCCAGCACAUCCCCAAAUAUUCUUGAAUGAUGAGACAAAAUGUGUUUUCCCUGGCCAUUCAAAGCUCAUGUUUUCAGAGCAAACAGUAGAAUACAAGAAAAUGCUUUCAUGUGAAAAAAGUACCCCAAAUGAUCUGCAGAUAACACUGGCAUUACUGGCUCUACAAGCUUUUGAAUUAGCAAAUCUGUUAUGCCAUAAUUAAGGUACAAGCAGAACAAUUAAAAUAGUGAGAUUAAUUUUAAAAGUUGUCCUAAAUGAUUUCUUUUGCAUUAAGUCUGGAUGCAAACCAUGCAGCCAUGAAGCUCCUGCUUUGGUUUGUAUGACCAGAUAGACUUAAAGUAAGUGGAAUUCAAAUUCAUGGAAAGCUGGUUGAUAUGGAAGGAAAUUUUUGACUUUCAAAUUGUGCUUGAAAAACAUUCAGGAUUGGGAAACCAUUUCAAGGAGAAUAUUGAUAUAUCCUACAUAAAUAUCAGAUUAGACCCUAAAGAUUUAACAUGAAGCUUUUACUAUGCCUUCAACACCCAUUCUAAAGGGCUACAGUCCCAGAUACUGUCUCUCCAGACUGUCUCUGACCAUCUAAUGGAAGUAGAUGUUUGUAAAAUCAACCCCUCUGUACUUGCUCUGAGCCAGGCUGAGUUGAUGGUAAGCUGUUACCAUUUCUGCACUUUGUAGAAUAAUUUUGGUCAACAAAAUUUGAUUUCUCUUCUCUCAUGCCUUUCCUUCCACUUCAAAUGCAAUAAAUGGAGGCCCUACAGUGAAAGUUGCAACAUUAACCUUACCUUUAGAUAAACCUUUCUCUAAUUAGGAACCCUAGCAGUGUUAUUUGAAAUAAAAAUGAGCUUGAGGCUAUCUGUCGUUGCUCAGUUAUAGAGAGGCAAAUCAAGUAUUUCCCUUAUAGAAGGUCUCCAGUUUAUAGGAGUCAAGGUAUCUCUUACACUUAGAUUUUUCUGGGUUAACUCCUUUUGUUGUGUGUUGAUAACUUUGAUAAAAGGCACUUAAGAAUGUAAGUUUUUAAGGAGUCCCAAAGUAAGACUUAACCAAUUUCAGAAUUUGACUGCAUAUAUUAGUUUAUAUUGUGUGCUAAAUUACUAUGUCGUGUGUUAUUUUAGUGUUU
Messenger RNA from Balaenoptera musculus (blue whale), 1458 nucleotides. It is a transcript of the gene FAM220A, whose product is annotated as family with sequence similarity 220 member A. Gene Ontology annotation, molecular function: STAT family protein binding. The record is from RefSeq and is a predicted model, not a curated record. Gene Ontology annotation, biological process: protein dephosphorylation; negative regulation of transcription by RNA polymerase II. Gene Ontology annotation, cellular component: nucleus. Lineage: Eukaryota; Metazoa; Chordata; Mammalia; Artiodactyla; Balaenopteridae.